Entrophospora sp. SA101 is the source of this 1512-nucleotide messenger RNA. The record is from the annotation of a GenBank genome assembly. Lineage: Eukaryota; Fungi; Glomeromycota; Glomeromycetes; Entrophosporales; Entrophosporaceae.
AUGCCUCUACCUGUAAAACAAGAAUUGCUUGAUUUUGUAAUGUGCCAGUUUGAUCGUGAAGAGUCAGAACGUGCAAGAAGAUUAAAUCAAGAGUUGAUUGAAGGCAGGAAAGAAGCCGAUCGAGAACUAGAAAAAACAAUGUUAAAGUGUAAAGAAAAGGCACAAAGAAAAUGGGAAGUGUAUCAACGUGAAUGUUUGGUAAAAGAGCAAGAGUUUUAUAAAAAAAUGAGGGAGUUGAUACGAGAAGGAGAAGAAAAGGCAGCUGAAGAAGAGAGGACUUUAUUAGGAAGGGUGGAAUUAAUUAAGAAGCAUAUACGAACUUUGGAGAUAGAAAGGGAACAAGAAGAACAUGAAGCUGAAAGAAUAAGAAAAAAGAGCGAAGAAGAUCGUAAAAAUGCAGAGUUAGCAGAACUUGCUAGAAUAGAACAACAGCGCAGACAAUUAGAAAUGAAACAAAAAGAAGAGCAAGAAAAAAUAAAAAAAGAGAAAGAAAGACUUGCAGAGGAAAAAAAAAAAAAAGAUAAUAUAAAAAGCCUAGAGGAUCAAUUAAAAAAACAGCAAGCUAUUCAGCAGCAAGCAACCUCAUCAAAACUAGUUGGUGACUUUAAUCGUGUCGCAAGUGAAAGUGCUUUAAAAGAAGCAGCAAAAUAUGAAGAACAUAUAACUCGAAUAAAAACUCAUCUUUCAAAGAAAGGCACUAAUAUUAGUAAAGAUCACUCAUAUCAAGUUAGAAAAAAUGUUAUUGCAAGCUUCAACACCAUAACUGAUCAUAAAAAUGAUGUUAUUAGAUCUGCAACUGAAUUAUGCAAAAUAUUAUCAGAUUCCAAAAUUAACCAAUAUUUAUAUCAUUAUGCAUUAAAAGUGAUAUCAAAAAAAUUUAUUAAAUAUGCAGAAAUUGACUCAAAAAUGAUAUUUAACUUAGCUCAUGUUGCUGUUUUAGUUUCUUCACAAGCACCAGAACUUGUUGAGCAAUACCUCAUGCCUAUAAUGUAUAAAAAUUGUUGUUAUAUACUUCCAAGAUAUUAUAACAGGCAAAAUGUAAGUGAAGCUUACAAAAAACAAAUUGGAUAUAAAAUCAGUAAAGAUGCUGAUGAUCAAUAUGUAGAAUCUGAUGAGUCUUACAUAACAAGAAUGUGUAAUAUAGCUGGCUUAUAUUUUGCAAUAAUGCAAACUGAUCCUUUAUUUCCAAAUAUAGAAAAACCUAUACCAAUAACCGAUGGAUUUAAAUGGAUUUCUAGAAUAAUGAACUUAGUACCACGUCCAAUUACCCCAUCUCUAGUUUAUACAUGUUUGACUAUUAUUCCUGUUGAAGUGCAUAAGCAUUUUAAACAUGAUGCAUAUACAUUAUUCAGUUCAAUAUACCGACAUUAUUUCUUAAACCCAGUACAAGAAUUUAUUGAUCUUAAAAAUACUGCGCCAGCUGCUUUAUCAAGAUUAAAUACUUUAAUGGAUGAAGCAGCUAAAAACAAAUUUAUGUUUCCAGAACACAAAUUAAAAUAUCUAAAAGAUUAA